AGCCCGUGUGGUCGGUGAGUAUAAAGAGGUGCAGAGGGGGGCGAGGGGGCGAGGGCUACGGCUGAAGUACACAAAGCUCGAUAUGGUGCAACUCUCCAAAGCAGGAAUGAAAGAUACUCUAACCCUGAAGGCUGGUCAUCCUCCUGCAGUGAAGGCAGGAGGAAAACGAGUGGUAAAGAAAAGUAAUGAGGACAAUGGAACCCCAGAAAAAGAAAGCAAGAGACCAGAGAAACCAAGGUCCUUGACUGUCUCUUCCCGGAUGCAACAAAUUGGUAUUCUGAUGGCAGGCCCACUGGAAAAGUUGGGCCAUGAUUUCCCUGAGACUCCAGUUUCAGUGCGGCACGGCAAGGUCCGGCCCAGUGUGGAGAAGAUGCACAUUCAGCGCACCUUCUUCAUUCAGCAGCCCCGCAAGUGUUGAGCCAAAAUGUCUGCCAUUGAGGAUGUGGGUAGCUGUGUUGAAUGAUGCACAGCAAGGACCUGACACAAAGUCCCCUUUAAAAAUAUUUAACUUGUCAUUAAAUGACAUCUGUCUAAGCUUGUAGAUAUCUCUGCUUAACCUUGCGGUUGUGCAGCAGAAUGCUUGUUCGGCAUAGACCUUAUGCCCAUCCUUGUGCUUAGACAUCUGUCUACUUUUGUUGGUGCAUGUAGGAGUCAUUUUGUAGCCCAAUGUAGAGCAAAACACACAUGAAUGAUGUUUCUUAUGACUGUACUAAUGUUCAGUUUCAAUGCCUGUGAGCUAGUUUAUAUUGCUUAAAUAAAUAUGCAUGGCAUUUCAGAAAAA
Colossoma macropomum (tambaqui) is the source of this 781-nucleotide messenger RNA. RefSeq names its product death-associated protein-like 1-A. Gene Ontology annotation, molecular function: death domain binding. Bases 83 to 418 code for a protein of 111 amino acids. Gene Ontology annotation, biological process: cellular response to amino acid starvation; apoptotic signaling pathway; negative regulation of autophagy. NCBI's taxonomy places the organism in Eukaryota, Metazoa, Chordata, Actinopteri, Characiformes, Serrasalmidae. The record is from RefSeq and is a predicted model, not a curated record. The transcript is spliced from 4 exons.